AUGGGUCAGAAGCUAGUCAACGAAUUCUUCAAAACACUGGCAGAUGGACAGCUCAUGUGGGACAGGAUCAUCCGACCCGACCACAAGCGUCAUGAUCAGCGCCCGCCAGUCCAGGCAGGACAGAAGAAGUACAGCGAAAAGCAGACAGCAGCUCUGAGGUAUUUCGCAUGCAAACCGAAAGACGAGAAGAAGAACCAGGGAGAGGACAAAAGCAAGGGGAAGGAGAUAGAACAGCCGGCGAUCGAGCUGAAUCAGAUUGCUCGAAAACCCGACUCUAACCCCAGUGCAACGCCAUCCAGUUCAUCGGCAGUGUCCAAAAGCACUCGCCGGCGGCCGAGACGUGAUUAA
Diaporthe batatas is the source of this 348-nucleotide messenger RNA. RefSeq lists its product as uncharacterized. The coding region runs from base 1 to 348 and encodes 115 amino acids. The record is from RefSeq and is a predicted model, not a curated record. The transcript has a single exon. Lineage: Eukaryota; Fungi; Ascomycota; Sordariomycetes; Diaporthales; Diaporthaceae.